AUGCUCACUUAUUUUGGCUUGCAUGGGAUUGCCGGGAGUCGUGAGGACAAAAGUUCCCUGGCAUGUGAGAAGAUUGGGCGUGUCUUUGGUCGGGAUUGCGGUGCCUUGGCGUUGUCGAGGGAGGAGGACGGUUAUGCAGGAAGGGGCAAAAGAACGUCGACGGUUAGCGGAAAAAGUGUCUUCAGUGGCAAAGUUUCGUCUCGAUGCUUAUUGGGGGAAUUCUUGAAAGCAUCCACCUACACUAUGGCGUUAAACCGAUUUCUACUGCUUGCGGCCUUACUUGCCCUGCAGUCUGGUUCGCAAUUGGUGUUGCAGCGGUAUGAGGGACUUGUAAGGAAUCACAUAGUAGUGGUUCUUUUCAUGAGCAUGAUUGUAGGGGCUGGGGGGAACGCAGGCAACCAGGCAGCGGUUUCGGCUAUCACCGCUAUUCUUGCGUCCCGUGAGUGCAUUAAUAGUAAAGGUCAGUUUCCACAAGGAAACACAGAGGACAUUUCAGGAGAAAGUUUGGCACCGGAGAGACCUCGUUCCCCCUUGCUACUCAAACCAUUUUAUGCCCCUUCUUUCUUGCAUUUGUUGAAAUGGGAUUCGCUUUUGAUUUGCUUUCCAUGUUUGGAACGUCUACAGAAAGUGUUGCUAUGGGGUCGUCGGAAAAGUUUGAAUACAGAUAUUAGUAGCGCUGGUCGGCAAGUUCAUCGACCUGCGGUAUUAUCUCUCUGUGUCGUUUUGCGCUACGAGUUAAUUGUAGCCUUUUGUUGUGGCUUUUUUCUUAUGUGCAUUGGAGCACUGAGGGUGAUCUUUUUCCUCUGGUUCGAUGAUGAUAAUGACUACAGUGAGACAUAUUCCAUUCGGUCGUCGAGUACUGCUUCCAAUUUUCCGACAAUAAAAGAGGGGAACCGAGGUUUUGCACUUGUGAUGGCGCUUUCCCUUUCCAUCUUCCUCAUUGUAUUUAUCUCCGUUCUGGUUGGCGCUACAUUACCGUAUGUGUUACAUUACAUAGAUAUGAAUAUUGAACACGCCGCACCGAUUGUGCAGGUGUUAAUGGAUUUAGUGGGCACGUGGCUGUGCUGUGUGACGUGCAGUGCCUUUGUUUCUCAUUGA
Molecule: messenger RNA, 1098 nt
Organism: Trypanosoma cruzi
Lineage: Eukaryota; Euglenozoa; Kinetoplastea; Trypanosomatida; Trypanosomatidae
Exons: 1
Coding region: 1-1098 (365 amino acids)
Biological process (GO): monoatomic cation transport
Molecular function (GO): monoatomic cation transmembrane transporter activity
Source: RefSeq, a predicted model, not a curated record